UUUUUUUUUUUUCUUUGUAAUAAAUUACAUGUAUUUUUAAUUAAUGGUGACAUUAAGAGAUAUAAUAAGGGCUAUUACACAAGCUGUUCGUACUGCAACAAGUGAUUCAGAAGGACAGUCAGCUCUUGAUAUUAUUGAACAAUACAUUGAUGAACAAUCAAGUGCAAAUAUUGGAACUGCUGCAACACCAUUAACCAUCAUAGACUCUACAGCUAUUGAUAAACUAUCCCAAGAACUUAUUACUUUAUAUGAGAAUACAAUUAACACAGAUGGAUCAGCUACCAUCAUUUCUAGUAGACCAGAAAUCAAACGUAUUCAAGCUCAACAUUUUAUUCUUUUGCGGUCAUUAAGAGCUUUAUUGCCCUUAUUACGACCUACAAGACUAUUUGAAGACUGGUGGAAACUAUUGAAGCCUAUUUUAUCAAUGUCAUCUUUUACAAAUCAGAUCAAAAAGGAAACACGAUUGAUCGUUUCAGAUGCAUUGAUUUUGGAACAGGAAUUAGUACGCAUGAAGGAAGUAGGCGAUUGUGUUUAUUUUCAUAGAUUAGUGAGCAUGUAUUUGGAAUGGACAGAGAAGAAAAAGGAAGAAAUGUUGGAAAGGGACGAAACAAGCAAACAACAUCAGGCUUUAUUGGAUUUAGAACAAGAUGAAUGGUCAAAAAACUUGAUGACCAUAUUAUUAUCUGUGGGUGCUUCAGAAACAAAGAAAUUCUUUUUUCUUUUAAAUGGAUAUUUCUUGUCAAGUAAAUAUCGUUUACAAAUUGUGUAUUUAUUAAGUGAGUUUAUGAGAAGAAGGAGAACACAUUUACAUGAAAUUCUGGAUACGCCAUUAUUUUAUUCCAUGUUAAAGUCAUUAAUGUAUGAUAAUUCAACUACUUUGAUAGCUAUUUCUGUUACAAACUUAAUCAUGUUAUUGCCUCGUAUGUGUACAUCACUUCCUCAAUUUUUACCUCAAUUGUUCUAUAUUUUUGCUCGAGCUAUUUGCUGGGAUCAAUUAAGAGACAUGAGAAAGAAACAGAGUACAGACUCUUUUAGUUACAACAACUUACCACCUACUCGUACAAUAGAAGAUGGAUGGGAUUGUGUUGACUAUACUUUUUCAAAAUUAUCAGCUCCACCUUCAAAUCCUCAAACAGGAGCAUUCUUUACUUCGUUAUAUGGCCUUUAUCCAUGUAAUUUUCUUAAAUUUUUGCAUAGACCCUAUGCUUACUUUAAAGAAAAUGAUUUCAAGUUACCAGAAGAAUUUGAUGAAGAAACAUUCAAGUCAAGAACAAUUCCUCAAGUAAAAAGACACAUGUUACAUCCAAACUUAGUCGUUAUGGACGCUCAAACUGAAUUGACAGAUAAAACAAGAUGGAUGAAAAUGGAGCCACCUGAUGUUAUUGCUCAAAUAAUGGGAUUAGACUUAACAAAUGCUGCUUCUCGUGUAGCUUUUUAUGAAGAAGAUCAACAACAAGAACAACCUGAUUUAUUGGAUGAAUCUUUAUGGAAUAAUACAUCCAAACUGGAUGAUAAAUUAGAAUUAAAACAAGACGAAAAUCAGCCAUCUCUUAUGUCAAAUAUUGUUCUACUUCAUAAGGCUCUCAAAAGUGGAGCAGAGGUAUUAGUAGGAGAUGAUAUUUGGAAUGCUGGUUUAGAACCAACAAAGACAACAACCACUUGCUUACAUUCAAAUCCAGUAGCAAACGAUGAAAUGGAAUCAGAGACACGACUUUUAGUAGCAGCAUUAAAGAGAGAAGUUCUUUUACUUCGAAACGAAUUAAACUUUGAAUUGUUUUUAAAGCAACAACAUCUUCAACAUAUAGGAAGACUUCAUCGUGAACGUGUCUUGGACACAUCUGUAGAAGCUGAAAGACAACAAUUAUAUAAUACGACACGUAUGCUUAAAGCACAAUUAAACCAAACUACAUCCGCUCUAACAAAAUUAAAAGCAGAGACAGCUCUAACAAAGCAAAAACAUAUUAAAUGGGAGGAUGAACAAUCCAAUAAACUACGUAGUUAUCGUGAGCAACGAAAGGAAUGGCAGAAUCAAAUGGCACGUGUUGAGCAUCAAGUCCUUGAUUAUAAAAAACAAUUAAGUGAACAAAAGAUUGAAUUAGAGAGAGCAUGUCAGCGUAUCUUUGAACUAGAGAAUGAACUAAAGACAUUAGAGCCUACAUUAAAACAAGUGACAGAAAAUGAACAUCGAGUGAAGCAAUUGACACAACAGAUGUUAUUAUGGGAGGAAGAUACGAGUCGUAUGGAAGAACAAAAGAGUUAUAUUAAAGGGUUAUUAUCUCAAUGGUGGAGUAUGGAAGAAUUAGUUGUGAGUUUACAAACAGAAAAUAGAAGACUUCAAGAAGAACACAUUCGCAAGGAUGAAUAUCUUGAAAAAUUAAAAGUUCAAUGUACAAAUUAUCAAACAAAGAUAGAUAGUUUUAACACAACUUUUAGCAAAGAAAGUGAAACGAACGAAACAGAAAGAUUACGCAACAUAUUGAAUGAAAUCAAGUCAAAAUAUGAACAAUUGGAGAUGGAAAAAUUGGAAUGGAAUGCCCAAAUAGAAGCAUUAAAAUAUAAAGCAAAUCAACAAGCAGAGUUGACUUUACAAGCCGAAUAGUAUACAAGAUUUCUAUACCCUCUUUACAUUGCUACUAAAGUAUAAGAUUUAUUCUUGAUUAAAUAAAGUAAAUAGAUAAUUAUGUAUUAUUCAUCUGUACUUUUAUUAUUAUUAUUAUUCGUAUUGAAGUACAUGGUUUUCGCCUUUUUUUUUUUUUUUUUU
Cokeromyces recurvatus is the source of this 2761-nucleotide messenger RNA. Its product is annotated as Hamartin protein-domain-containing protein. Gene Ontology annotation, biological process: regulation of cell cycle; negative regulation of TOR signaling. The transcript has 9 exons. The coding region runs from base 44 to 2599 and encodes 851 amino acids. The record is from RefSeq and is a predicted model, not a curated record. Gene Ontology annotation, cellular component: TSC1-TSC2 complex. NCBI's taxonomy places the organism in Eukaryota, Fungi, Mucoromycota, Mucoromycetes, Mucorales, Mucoraceae.